Messenger RNA from Dracunculus medinensis (Guinea worm), 711 nucleotides. The record is from the annotation of a GenBank genome assembly. Lineage: Eukaryota; Metazoa; Nematoda; Chromadorea; Rhabditida; Dracunculidae.
AUGUAUCUCAGUGAUGUUGAGGUAACUGAUGUUACAUCAGACACGGAAAGGAUUGACGGCGCAAUUUUCAUGAGUAAAGCAAAUAAAGCUGGUUGUUCAUCACUUAUUGUGUUUGGUGAUAGUCUAUCAGAUGACGGAAUCGAAUUCGGUGAUAAUUCUUAUGGUUUCGAAAGGAACUGUAAUGGCCCAGUAUGGCCUGAAUACUUAAGUCAAUUGCUAUCUUGCAAAAAAUAUAUAAAUUAUGCAUAUAGCGGCGCCAAAAGUGGUUAUGAUAAUGUAUAUUUCACUGGUUGGUCAGGUCUUUUGUGGCAAUUUGAAACAUUUAUAAACAAUACUCCACUAAUUCCGACAGGAAUGAUAAUAAUAAUGAACAUAAUCGACCCAACGGAUGCUCCCGGAAUGCAGUCAGCUGAACUUGGCUCUGGUUUAAUUGACGAUGUUUCGCAGCUUGUUGUUAAUACGAAUUCAAGAAUAAAUAAAAUGAUUAUAAACCACAAAUCUAUGUCGCCAAAAGUUGCUUUAUUCGAUUUAAAUUCUAUUUUGUUGGAUUUAACAAAAUAUUUGAAUAAAAAUUCUCAGUUUACUUACCAAAAACAGAAUUUCACUUUGCGAGAGAUUUUCGAUUACGCUUAUUAUGAUUUAUGGAAUCCAACAACGUUCGUCCACUAUAAUAUUGCUUUGAAGUUAAUUAAACUCAUUGAAGAUAUUUGA